Aspergillus caelatus is the source of this 936-nucleotide messenger RNA. RefSeq names its product putative S-adenosylmethionine-dependent methyltransferase. Gene Ontology annotation, molecular function: protein-lysine N-methyltransferase activity. The transcript has 2 exons. The coding region runs from base 1 to 936 and encodes 311 amino acids. Lineage: Eukaryota; Fungi; Ascomycota; Eurotiomycetes; Eurotiales; Aspergillaceae. Gene Ontology annotation, cellular component: cytoplasm. The record is from RefSeq and is a predicted model, not a curated record. Gene Ontology annotation, biological process: peptidyl-lysine monomethylation; peptidyl-lysine dimethylation.
AUGGCAGAAGAAACUCAUCCAAUUCAUCUUCCACCCAGCGAAUUAGGAACCAAAGACUACUGGGAAACCUUCUACGCCCGAACCCUCACACACAUCUCCACAAAACAGAACCCCAACAACCCCAACCAAGAAACCACGAAUGCCGACUCAGACGCCGAAUCAGUCGACGACGACGACGACCCCGGCACAUCAUGGUUCGCAGAACACAACGCCCCGGAUAAAGUCCUCCAAUUCCUAACGGAAGAGGACUUCCCACUUGCACCGUGCAACACUGUCCCCACGGGGGCCAACCACCCCAGUAUCCUGGACCUAGGGACCGGGAAUGGGAGCAUGUUGGCUCUGUUGCGUAAGCGGGGCGGGUUCCGGGGUGUGAUGGUCGGGGUGGAUUAUUCGGCGCGGAGUGUGGAGUUGGCGAGGGAGUUGCAGAGGUUGAAGAUGCAUUCGGCUUAUUUGACGGAUGAGGAGGAUGAGGAUGGUGCUGGGGAUGGUGGUGAUGGUGAGGGUGAGGGGCAGAUUAGAUUUGAGGAGUGGGAUAUUUUGCAUUCUGCAGAGGAGGUGACUGAGCAGGGGAAGUUGGAUUGGUUUCCAUAUGGGGAGGGUGGGUUUGAUAUUGUGCUUGAUAAGGGGACGUUUGAUGCUGUUUCGCUUUCGGACGAGGUGGUUGAGGGUGAUGCGGAUGUCUCUGUGGCUGGGAAGAAGGUGCAGAGGCGGGUUUGUGAGAUGUAUCCUGGGGUUGCGAGGCGUCUGGUGAAGAAGGGUGGGUUUUUGGUGGUCACGAGUUGUAAUUGGACUGAAGAGGAGUUGGUUAUGUGGUUUACCAGGGAGAAGGGGGAGGGCGAUCGGUUGGAGGUUUGGGGGCGUGUUGAGUAUCCCCGGUUUAGAUUUGGGGGACAUGAGGGUCAAGGGGUUUGUACAGUGUGUUUUAAGAGGGUUUGA